Molecule: messenger RNA, 480 nt
Organism: Gigantopelta aegis
Lineage: Eukaryota; Metazoa; Mollusca; Gastropoda; Neomphalida; Peltospiridae
Exons: 5
Coding region: 1-480 (159 amino acids)
Source: RefSeq, a predicted model, not a curated record
AUGUGUCACAGCCAUGAGGCUGCAUACAGACAAUGCAUCCGCCUCCUCCGGAUCUGGUGCGCAUUCAGACUGUGGCUAGGAUUCCAGACGGCAGACAGACAGAAAACUCACGAGAUGGGAAUGGAAAAAGUGCUUUUUUCUGGAUUACUUUUUGUCUUGGCAGUUGGUUUCAUUCAAGCAGAAGAUGAAUGUAAAAUCACGGAACUUCAAACAAUUGAUAAUUGCUUACAGGGUUUCAACACAACCACAGUUUCGCUGGUCAACAAAGAAUGCACGCUGAACGCAGACAUGUGCAGAGUCGCUGUAAAUGUUGGCAAAUGUCUAAAUGAUGCAACUCUGGGAGAUACAUGCAGAGCAUUUCUUCCUACAUACAUUCAUCAACAACUCAGAUUAGCCCAACUAAGAUGCACGUUAAGCCAAAUAGCGAAACAGUGUCCAAACUCCAAAGUGAAAACCGGUAAGUACACAGAGAUGUGCUAG